AUGCUGCAGCGGGCGACGUUGUGGCUUCUGCUCGUUCUGGUGAUUCCCACAGUUCCCAAGGACGUGGCAGAGGAGUAUGCCACCAACUUCGUGCAGCGGAAAGUGGGGCGAAUAGCUGCUUCAGUCAAGGACACGUCACGCGCUGCGGUCAAGCCUUGGCAAGUGCGUAAGUACGUUGGCGUCACCUUCCACAAGUCUGGCACGGUGUUUUUGAGAGACCUGUUUAUCCAUCUUUUUGACGCGCUCGGCGCAGGCCCCUUCGAUAUCGGGUGGACAUCUUCGUACAACAGCACCGAUUGGGUCAAGAACCAUACAAAUGUCCUUUUUCCAGAGGCGCCCAUCCAGCUGAGGACAGACACGUGGUGGCCCGCCCUGGAGCAAGAGAUACGUGAAGCUGCAGCACCUCAACCGAUCCGCAUCGCAGCAAUCGUUCGGGAUCCGCUAGAUAUGGUCGCCUCAGCCUACUGUUAUCAUCACCGCGGCGAGGAAAGCGACAACCUGCAGUUCUUCCCUCAAGGUACCUUGCAGUCCAUGGGCCCCAAGGAAGGGACGGCCUUUGUUGCAGAGAGAAUGUUUGGGGUAGUCCAGAACAUGACGGAAAGCUUCGAGACCCCCAAAGAGGACAUCUUGGUGAUAAGGUAUGAGGACAUCACCGCCUCAUCCAAGGGGUUCGAUGAAGCCACGGGGAAGCUGUUGGACUUCUUCUUCGCGGGUUUACUUUCUCAGGAGGAGUACAACUCUACACUGGAGGCCAGCAGACAAGUAGACUUGAAUCGGUUUCCACUUCCAGAUAAAGAAAAGGGCCACACGAGCGAUGCCGCUUGCGUCGCAGAAGCGAAGCAGGCUGCGUUGGCCAUGCCAGGAGACCUCCUGGCACCGUUUCACUCAUUCCAGCAAAGGCUUGGAUAUCCGGUUGCUUGA
This is a messenger RNA of Symbiodinium natans, 921 nucleotides long. NCBI's taxonomy places the organism in Eukaryota, Dinophyceae, Suessiales, Symbiodiniaceae. The record is from the annotation of a GenBank genome assembly.